Molecule: messenger RNA, 2985 nt
Organism: Budorcas taxicolor (takin)
Lineage: Eukaryota; Metazoa; Chordata; Mammalia; Artiodactyla; Bovidae
Gene: TRIM37
Product: tripartite motif containing 37
Exons: 25
Coding region: 1-2952 (983 amino acids)
Biological process (GO): protein autoubiquitination; negative regulation of centriole replication
Cellular component (GO): aggresome; peroxisome
Molecular function (GO): tumor necrosis factor receptor binding; ubiquitin protein ligase activity; zinc ion binding
Source: RefSeq, a predicted model, not a curated record
AUGGAUGAACAGAGUGUGGAGAGCAUUGCUGAGGUUUUCCGGUGUUUCAUUUGCAUGGAGAAAUUGCGGGAUGCGCGCUUGUGUCCCCAUUGCUCCAAGCUCUGUUGUUUCAGCUGCAUUAGGCGCUGGCUGACAGAGCAAAGAGCCCAGUGUCCUCAUUGCCGUGCUCCACUCCAGUUACGAGAACUAGUAAACUGUCGUUGGGCAGAAGAAGUAACGCAGCAACUUGAUACUCUUCAACUCUGCAGUCUUACCAAACAUGAAGAAAAUGAAAAGGACAAGUGUGAAAAUCACCACGAAAAACUUAGUGUAUUUUGCUGGACUUGUAAGAAGUGUAUCUGCCACCAGUGUGCACUUUGGGGAGGAAUGCAUAGUGGACAUACCUUUAAACCUUUGGCGGAAAUUUAUGAGCAGCAUGUUACUAAAGUGAAUGAAGAAGUAGCCAAACUUCGUCGACGUCUCAUGGAACUGAUCAGCUUAGUUCAAGAAGUGGAAAGAAAUGUAGAAGCUGUAAGAAAUGCAAAAGAUGAGCGUGUUCGGGAAAUCAGAAAUGCAGUGGAGAUGAUGAUUGCACGGUUAGACACACAGCUGAAGAAUAAGCUAAUAACACUGAUGGGUCAGAAGACAUCUCUGACACAAGAAACAGAACUGUUGGAAUCCUUAGUUCAGGAAGUAGAGCAUCAGUUGCGGUCUUGUAGUAAGAGUGAAUUGAUAUCUAAGAGCUCAGAGAUCCUCAUGAUGUUUCAGCAAGUUCAUCGAAAGCCUAUGGCAUCCUUUGUUACCACUCCUGUUCCACCAGACUUUACAAGUGAAUUGGUACCAUCUUAUGAUUCGGCUACUUUUGUUUUAGAGAAUUUCAGUACUCUGCGCCAGCGAGCAGAUCCUGUUUACAGUCCGCCUCUUCAAGUUUCAGGACUUUGUUGGAGGUUAAAAGUUUACCCAGAUGGAAAUGGAGUUGUUCGUGGUUACUACUUAUCUGUAUUUCUGGAACUUUCAGCUGGCUUGCCAGAAACUUCCAACAUGUGCUGCUGCACUCAAUAUGCCAGCAAAUUUGGAAAACUCAAGUGGCCACAGGACUGGAAAAGAUAUGAAUAUCGUGUAGAGAUGGUUCAUCAAUCCUGCAAUGAUCCUACCAAAAAUAUCAUUCGAGAAUUUGCAUCUGACUUUGAAGUUGGAGAAUGCUGGGGUUAUAAUAGAUUUUUCCGUUUGGACUUACUUGCAAAUGAAGGAUACUUGAAUCGACAGAAUGAUACAGUGAUUUUAAGGUUUCAGGUUCGUUCACCAACUUUCUUUCAAAAAUGCCGAGACCAGCAUUGGUAUAUCAGUCAGUUGGAAGCUGCACAAACUAGCUACAUCCAACAGAUAAAUAACCUUAAAGAGAGACUUACUAUUGAGUUGUCUCGAACUCAGAAAUCAAGAGAUUUGUCACCACCAGAUAAUCAUCUUAGCCCCCAAAAUGAUGACACUCCUGAGACACGAGCUAAGAAGUCUGGAUCAUGUGCUGACAUGCUUCUCCAGGAUGGUCCUACGACAGCUUCUGUACGGGAGGUCAAGGAGGAUGAAGAAGAUGAGGAGAAGAUUCAGAAUGAAGAUUAUCAUCAUGAGCUUUCCGAUGGAGACCUGGACCUGGAUCUCGUUGGGGAAGAUGAAGCGAAUCAGCUCGAUGGCAGCAGCUCCUCCGCCAGUUCCACAGCCACAAGCAACACCGAAGAGAAUGACAUUGACGAAGAGACAAUGUCUGGAGAGAAUGACGUGGAAUACAACAACAUGGAAUUGGAAGAGGGGGAACUCAUGGAAGAUGCAGCUGCAGCAGGACCUCCAGGGGGUGACCAUGGCUAUGUGGGUGCCAGCAGCAGAAUGUCACGACGAGCACACUUGUGCUCUGCUGCCGCCAGUAGUUUAUUAGACAUCGACCCUUUAAUUUUAAUACAUCUCUUGGACCUUAAGGACCGGAGCAGUAUGGAAAAUUUGUGGGGCUUACAGCCUCGGCCCCCUGCUUCACUUCAGCCCACAGCAUCGUAUUCUCGAAAAGAUAAAGACCAAAGGAAGCAGCAGGCAAUGUGGCGAGUUCCCUCUGAUUUAAAGAUGCUGAAAAGACUCAAAACUCAAAUGGCUGAAGUUCGAUGUAAAACUGAUAUAAAGAACACACUUUCAGAAAUAAAAAGCAACAGUGCUGCAUCUGGAGACAUGCCAGCAAGCCUCCUUUCUGCUGACCAGGCAGCUCUGGCCGCAUGUGGGACCGAAAACUCCAGCAGGUUACAGGAAUUGGGAAUGGAGCUCUUGGCAAAGUCCUCAGUUGCCAGUUGUUACAUACGAAACUCCACAAAUAAGAAGAGUCAUUCACCCAAGCCUGCUCGGUCCAGUAUAGCAGGGAGUCUGUCUCUUCGAAGAGCAAUAGACUCUGGGGAAAAUAACCGUUCAAAGGGGGACUGUCAGACUCUAGCUGAAGUCUCCCCAGGAAGCUCUCAGUCUGGGAGCAGGCACAGUUCUCCCCGAGCCUUGACCCAUGUCAGUAUCAGUGACAUUCUGCCGAAGUCUGAAGAUCGGCAGUGUCAAGCUUUGGAUUCAGAUGCUGUCGUCGUUGCAGUUUUCAAUGGCAUACCUGUUGUUGAAAAAAGAAGAAAAAUGGUCACCUUGGGGACUAAUACUAAAGGAAGUCGUCUGGAAGGAAUGCAAAUGACUGAUUUGGAAAAUAACUCGGAAACUGGGGAGCUACAGCCUGUUCUACCUGAAGGAGCUUCUGCUGCCCCAGAGGACGGAAUGAGCAGCGACAGCGACAUCGAGUGUGACACCGAGAGCGAGGAGCGGGAGGAGCGCGCCGGCCUGGGCGGCUUCAGCGACGCUUUCCUGGCGCAGCCCCCAGAUGAAGAUACACAUUCUGGUUUUCCUGAUGGUGAACAAAUAGGCCCUGAAGAUCUCAGCUUCAGUACUGAUGAAAACAGUGGAAGGUAAUUUUCAAAUCAAGAGAACUGACUUGCAAGCCUC